AAGAAAGUAGGGAAAAGGAAUUAUUCGAAUACAAUUACGAAGAACCGUUGUAGGGAGACAGCUUAUACUAUACGGCUUGCGCCGGCUAAAGCGAGGGAGGAAGAGCAAAUGGCUUUUUAUCGAAACGGCAACACUCUGUCUCGUCUAAACCUUUUCGCUGGAUAUACGUACGGCAACUGGACGGGUGGGGCUGGUAGGGAAAAGGGGUGCCGACUAUGUGUGGAGGAUCUCACGACACGGUACGAAACAAUGAAGCUACAGCCAGAGAGAUGGGGAUCUUGGAAGCUGAUGCUAAUUAAGUAAAAACUCAGCUAAGAAGAUGGGAUUGUGACUCUCUCUGUCUAUCUACAACAAAACUCUUUGUUUGGUCACUGUUUUUGGUAUGUAUUGUGAGUUGUAUACACUUGCACUGUUGUCUAAUGGCUUUAGCUUUAUUAUCCAUCAAGAUACUUUUAAUCCUUCUUCUUGCCUUUGCAUUUAUAUAAUUCCCUGUCAUCUUUUCCAAUCAAGAUGAUGAUAGUUGAUAAGUGAGACUAUGAAUCCAACAUUUUGUAAAAAUAAUAGCUUGAGACUAUGAAUUAUAUAAAUACAAGGGAGGCUUUAUUUAA
Thlaspi arvense is the source of this 608-nucleotide messenger RNA. NCBI's taxonomy places the organism in Eukaryota, Viridiplantae, Streptophyta, Magnoliopsida, Brassicales, Brassicaceae. The record is from the annotation of a GenBank genome assembly.